AUGAUCACCAUAAACAAACACGUUCUUUACAUUAUAUUAUCAUCACGUAUCGUUCUGGCCGCUCAGCCAUAUUUGGGUUGUGUAGAUUCUUACUCCGAAGGCGAUUUUGCCUACGACAUUGAUGAGGGCUCAACCUGCUUAGCUACAUGUACCGGUCAAGGAUUCGCGUAUUCAUUUACGAAUUUCGGCGGCCAAGGGGAUUGUGGGUGCAGUAAUUCACCUGCUUUACCUCUAGAUUAUAUCGAUUCUGGAUCGACCGAUUCAUCAUGUACGAGUGGAUACCUCACACAAAGGACAUCUAGUCGAUUCGAUCAUUUAGACUGUACCGGCCCAAACGGUGAAGUAUUUUUCGAUCAAACAGAAACAUUGCAAUUCCAAACAAUCCAAGAAUGUUUCGAUAAUUGUCAAUCGUAUACUUUUGCCGUGGCAAGACCUAAUCCUGAAACGCAGUAUUUCUCUUGUUUCUGCGGUAACGAUCAAGGUGAAUUUCAAUAUACUCCACAAGUAUGCGAUGCGAAUAGCGAAUACAUCUAUCAAGUUGCAGGUGAAUCCCCUUCGGAGGUGGUUGGUAGAAGACGAUUGAACGAGAGAAGGGAAUUGAUAAGACAAAGGAAGAUGGCGGCUGCUGGUAAGGCGCCGAAAUGCCCCAAGGGAUUGACUGCUUGUAAUGUCCCAGGUGUUGAGGAUGCCUACGAGUGCAUUAAUACCGAUGUGGAACUUGAAUCUUGCGGAGGAUGCGUCCAUGCCAAGUUCGGGGAGAGCCUCAUGGGUAGAUCCAAGGGAAGGGGUGUAGAUUGCACGACUCUGCCAGGAGUAAGCCUCGGAGCAUCCACUUGCUACGAAGGCCAAUGCGAGGUAUACGGCUGUAAGAAAGAUUGGUAUUGGAAGAAUGGGGCAUGUGUGAAGAGGUAG
This is a messenger RNA of Kwoniella botswanensis, 912 nucleotides long. RefSeq lists its product as uncharacterized. The record is from RefSeq and is a predicted model, not a curated record. The transcript is spliced from 5 exons. Lineage: Eukaryota; Fungi; Basidiomycota; Tremellomycetes; Tremellales; Cryptococcaceae. Bases 1 to 912 code for a protein of 303 amino acids.